This is a messenger RNA of Cynoglossus semilaevis (tongue sole), 4665 nucleotides long. It is a transcript of the gene znf618, whose product is annotated as zinc finger protein 618. NCBI's taxonomy places the organism in Eukaryota, Metazoa, Chordata, Actinopteri, Pleuronectiformes, Cynoglossidae. The record is from RefSeq and is a predicted model, not a curated record. Bases 971 to 3838 code for a protein of 955 amino acids. The transcript is spliced from 15 exons.
GGAAUAAAAACGUUCCUCUAUAAACAAAACUAUUUAAAAAGGAGGGGGAAGUAUUCUGAGAUAAUUCUAGGUUUUCGAAAUUUAAAAUUAUUGGACAACCAAAAUCUUGCCCCGUCAUGUAUGUGUCACAGGGUUUUAGUAUGUUUUGAAAAUCUUGCUUCGAAUUUGUUGCACUUUCCUGUUAGAUUUAGCUUCAAAUUAUUUUCUUAAGCCUUUCACUGUAAUACCAACACACAAGCUAGAGUUAUUUUAAUUACUUUUCUUUUAGAGUUCGGACAACAACAUCUUCCACAAUCAAAAGCAAAAGUUAACUAUUAACCAGAGAUAUUGUGAUUUAUUGGACCAAAGCCUAACCAAUGAGCGGGACCUAAUUAAACUUUAAACUAAUCAAAAACAAACAAGUCCUGGUAGGCAGGAAAUGUUAUUAGUAAAGGAAGCAGUUUUCAUUUUAAAAAAAUUAAUUUUGCAUCUGCGCAAUUUCGGCUUUUUCUUUCCCCGUGUAAGUUCAUAGUCGACCAACCUAUAUUUUUACGUCUGCUCCCCAGACUUUUUUUCUUUUUUCUUUUUUUCCUUUUUUCCAUGUAGGCUAAUAUACAGGCCGGCGCUGCAAUUUCGGAAUCUGCCCUUGUAUAUGGCGGACGAAAAUUUCCACAGGACGAACCGCAACACAAACCCGCUGUGCAAAGCACACACGAAGAGCCUUCACGGACUUGGCGAACCUCGACAAAUUCAACACUUUAUUGCGCCAUUACUCUUUUUUAAAAUGUAACGCAGCGUGUCGCGGGGGUAGAUUAAAAAAACGUCGUGUUGAAAUUUUUUUUACAUUCAAAAUUUUCUCAUAACUAAUUCACAUUUUUGAGGGAGCAGUUGUGCAGUCAGUCAACCCCUGUUCGGGAAGGGAAGAUUUCUGGAGCGAGAGUCUGUUUCGCAUGAACUGCAUCGCUUCAAAAGGCUCAGAGGAGGAGGAGUCAUGAGUGCACAGGAAGCACCCAAUCCUGAGACGGAGCAGGGAAACAGUGGGAUCGUGGCCACUGAGGCCCCCACAACAGCCUUAACCUCAAGCCCCUCUGUCACGAUCCCAGCGCCUGUCAUAGUCAAGAAAGAGCCUGAGACCUCGGAGACGAGCAACGGCAAAGUUGCUGACGCCAAUCCUGCUGAGAUCUGUGUUGUUAUCGGAGGAACUGAUGGAGGAGCCAGUGGAGUUGGACCCCGUCGAGCUCCGGCCGAGGGUAUGUUUGCCCUUGGUACUCCCCCUCCAACGAAGAGCACAGACUCUUGCAUAGGUUCCUACGUGUGUGGUGUGUGCGGGAAAAAGUACAAGUACUAUAACUGCUUUCAGACACACGUAAGGGCUCACAGAGAAUCAGAAUCUAUUGUCGUUGAUGGCCUACCUCCGGCUCCCAACAGUAGCUUCCGUUACUCCUGCGACAUCUGUGGCAAAAAAUAUAAAUACUACAGCUGCUUCCAGGAGCACCGUGACCUACAUGCAGUUGACGAUCCUUACGAACAGGUAGUUGUACCUGUGGAUGGCCUUAAAGAGGAGGAGCCUGUUGAACCCUAUCAGAAAAUUGGACCAAGGGAAAAAUCACUCGUCCACCUCCUCAGAGACAGUGGAUUCAAUCGACGGCAGAGGGUGUCCCUUCAAACACACUUGGCACUGUUUGCAGAAACUGGGAGCUAUGUUUGCGAGUUCUGUGGGAAGCAGUACAAGUACUUCAACCCGUACCAGGAGCACGUCGCUCUUCACACACCACUGAGCUCGUUUGAUCUGAAGGCAGCUCGGAUACAAGAAUGUGGAAGUAUGGAUUUGAGUAAAUUUGCCAGUCAAGCGCCUAAGAUAAAAAGCAGUCCUUUUAGGCGGAAACUGGAGAGUGCUAUUCCGACAAGUCUGGUUGACACGAAUAGUUCCAAGAAUUCAAGUGGAACACCGAGCCCUCUGGUGGCCACCUCCUUUUCUGCAGCACAGAAACCCUACACAUGUGGUGCCUGUGGCAUUCAGUUCCAGUUCUACAACAACCUGCUGGAGCACAUGCAGUCCCAUGCUGCUGACAAUGAGAAUCACACCAAAGGGGAAUCUCCCAAGACCUCCACAGCCACCGGUUCUCAGGAGCAGCUGUGGAGAGGUCCUCAGUCUCAGGCCCAUUCCUUAGUCAAACUACAAAUCCAGCCUCAAAAUAUCUCCCAGAGAAACCACUCACUCAGCCAAAAUAACGGACUUCCUGAGAAAGAGCGACAGCAGGUGGCUGAGCGCCUCUUACGGGUAAUGUGCUCAGAUCUGAGCAUGCUAAAUGUGCUUAACAGCAAGGACUUCCUCAAGUUGGCACAAACCCUUGUGGAUACGGGUGCUCGUCACGGUGCCUACUCUACCCGCGAUGCUCUUGGCAACAUGAGUGCCUUGGCACUGCGCCAGCUGCCCCGCAUGUACAACCAAGUGAAAGUCAAGGUAACAUGUGCUCUUGGCUCCAACUCUUCACUUGGCAUCGCUGUGACCUGCCACUCCCAGACGAUCGGACCGGAUGCGUGCUACGUUCUUACAGCCUACCAGGUGGAAGGGUUCAGACUGAAGCGCUACGUGCUCGGCGUGAGGGAGACGGAGCUGAGAGAAGGGCCCGAUCAGGUUCACCACUGGGUGCAGAAUGUUCUGUCGGAGUUCGUCAUGUCAGACAUUCGCACUGUGUACGUGUCGGAGCCCAGGCUGUGGUCGGCAGGGUUUACGGGUUCUCCUCUGGGCAGCGGAGGUCGCGGGAGGAUAUGCCUCCGCUGCGCCGGUUGUUCUCUGAGUUCGGUCGUCCAGGCCGUGCUUGGGAAGCGCAGUCUGCAGGCUCGAGGCCUUCACGAGCUCUCCGAGCUCCUCACCACGUGCAGAGAUAUCGCCUCCUCCUCCACACUGGGCCUGCGCGAAGAGCACGGCACCAACACAUCAUCAAGCACAAGCGACGAAGGCCCACAGGGCAGCCCCGCACAGUGCCCCACUCCGCCCUGCUGGGAUCGCACGGCCGAGGCUCUCCUUCAGGUGCACGUCCAUUUUGAACGGAUUUGUGAAGCUUAUGGACGCAGCAAGGCCACGGUUCCACUCCUCCAAGGUCUCAACAAACAUCUGCUUGGGACCCUGGCUUGUCUUUUGGCCCCACUACGCCUGGCAGCUCUGGAGCUCAGCAGCCAGAGAAGACCAACCUUACAGCAGGUGCUGCCCGUCUACCUACGUCUGGAGAAGUUUUUCACCUCAAAAGCAGGAGAGGCCGGAACCGGCACAGCCAGCAAGCUGUGUCACUACUUUCUGGAGGCACUUAAAGAGAAUUUUAAGGUCGAGCGCGCCCAUCAGGUGGCCAUGGUCUUGGACCCGCAGCUCAAGUUGCGUUCAGUGCCGGCUUAUCAACAUGAAGACAUUAUCUCACGUGCAUGUGAAAUGGCUGCUGAAAGCAGGGAUGGAGGUAUGACACCUGGUGGAGGGUCAGUGGGUGAAGAUCGAGACACUGACGGCCCCCCGGCCCCUAAAAUAAGCCGCAUAGAGGGAGCUGGGAGCAAUGGCGGUACCUCAAUGGGGGGCUCCUUGUGCAAUGUUGAGGGUCAAAGCCAAGUUCGAAAAGAAAUAUUUCAGUACCUGGCAGAGCCUCUCAUCCAAGGUACACCCGAUCUUUUCCACUUCUGGAGCUCGGCCGUGGGGGAGAAGUUCCCCAGGCUCGCUCGCCUCGCCUUGUGGCUUCUUGCGGUGCCCGCUGUGGGCAUACAUGGUGAGUGUGUGACUGUGUGCCAGCAGAGCUUGGCCAUGAAGCGGAGGCAGCAGGUAACCACUGAGGAAAUGAACAAACUCAUUUUCCUUCGCUCUAACAUGGGCUAGAAGACUCAAAAAGAAAGAAAGAAAGAAAAAAAAACAACCUCAGCCAACAACUAAUCAACCAAACCUCCUUCAACAAACUCAAGACUAUUAUUUAUAUACUGUAGAGUUAGAUCCGGUGUAAACUUUAAUGUGUAUGGACAAAAUACUUCUCAAAACAGAUAUUUACAGGAAAACUCACAUUGUAUAGGUUUGAAAACAUCCAUUAAAUAGCAUAUAACAUAUUUUAUAUGGAGAAGGGACUGUUGUCAAGUACUGUGGAAAAAAAAAAUAGGGGUGGAACGUUGACUCUCAAAAGAUUGUCCUGUUUGGUACACCACACUGUUUGGGAUGCACAUGUAAGCAGGAUGUGUCUUCUCUUGGCCAGUUAUUUGAAUUCCUCUCUAAUGACAAAUCUGCUACAAGGCUAUAAUGCUGUUAUUCUCACUGGAUGGCAACAUUUUCAGGUAAAUUCAGCUUUCACUGCUUGGAACUACUGUCAUAUACCUCUGAAAACAAGCUCAACUUGUGUUAUUUUUCACAGAAAAGUCCGUAGUCACUAUGGUAAAGUGAUCAUUUUCAUGGGUGUAUGACAAAAAUUAAGUAGUGGAUCUUCACUGCCGUCGUUUCUCUGACAAUUACUGGGUUUGCCAGGGUUCUAAUUGCCCGGUUUCCACCACUGAAAUGAUACGUUUCCUCCUAUCUGCCUCAAGGUAUUUGAGCUUGACACGUUGGACAAAUUUGGUGGUUAUUACUUCAGUGGUUUCAAAAUGUAGCUGAUGAUCGUUUGCAUGCACCACACGGCACUGCAUGGCACUUUUUUUUUUGUCCAGAAGGAUAAAAAAAAAAAA